Messenger RNA from Exophiala bonariae, 1641 nucleotides. RefSeq lists its product as uncharacterized. The record is from RefSeq and is a predicted model, not a curated record. Lineage: Eukaryota; Fungi; Ascomycota; Eurotiomycetes; Chaetothyriales; Herpotrichiellaceae. Gene Ontology annotation, molecular function: transmembrane transporter activity. Bases 1 to 1641 code for a protein of 546 amino acids. Gene Ontology annotation, cellular component: plasma membrane. The transcript has 4 exons. Gene Ontology annotation, biological process: transmembrane transport.
AUGGAACAGAAUGGUGAAUUUGUUGCUGGGACUCUACGCCUAGUCAAUGAACCCGGCGAGACCGACCGACCGUCAAGAGUUGUUCUUGUCCCUGCACCCACAAAAAAUAUCAACGAUCCACUAAAUUGGUCUCGGGGAGCCAAGCUAUGGGUUGCAAGCAACUUGCUGGCAUGGACAUUUUUCGCGAAUGCUGCCAUCGCCUGGACCUCUCCGGCGUGGGCUGUCUGGACAAUCGAACUUAAUACCACAUUUACUCUGCUCAACUAUGGACAAGCUCUUCUUGUACUUAUGUGCGGCUUCGGAUGCCUGUUCCUUCAGCCGUGGGCGUUGAAAUAUGGCCGAAGAUCUGUAUACGUCCUCGGCUCUAUUCUGAUCUUGAUCGGGCUAGCAUUGGGCGCGACAAUGAAGAAUAUCAAUGGGUUUUACGCCUAUAUGAUUCUCAGUGGCUUCGGCUCUGCGCCGUCAUAUGCUACCAUCAUCACCAGUCUCAUCGAUAUAACAUUUCUGCAUCAAAAAGGACGAGUUCUCUCACUCUAUGGCAUUGUUCUCAUUCUCGGCAACUUCCUACCACCAGUGGCAGCAGGUUACAUCACGCAGUCUCAAGGUUGGAAAUGGUGUUUUUACUAUUUGAUAAUCUUCUUUGUGGUUUCCUCUCUACUGGUCCUGUCCUGCGCAGAAGAAACCUUAUUCCCACGAACUAGUAUUGUGGCCAACGUUGAACACGGCAUUGACAGGAUUGAUACAGAAGUCAGAGACGAAUCUUCUGAGAUUGCAUCAAAGCAGCCGGUGGACGGUACCUAUGAGGCUUCUCUAAGCACUCCCCUCCCAACUAGCGUCGGGGAGCCUCAAGAAAACGUCACUUCAGUGCCUACGCAGAGGUACACGUAUGCCCAACGAAUGACACUUUUUCGACCCAACACCAACGUGAAAGCAUCUUACAUUAAACUGACAUUCGAGGUCUUUCAAGUAUGUACACUACCUGCAGCAGUCUGGGCCAGCUGGAUGAUAGCGAUUGCGACGUUCGUUGUGGGCUAUGUCUUCACCACUCAAGCUUCCUUUUUUGCGGCGCCGCCAUACAAUUUCGAUGCCUCGCAACUCGGCCUGAUGUACUUCGCCUUGAUCAUUGGCAAUUUCAUCGGCGCCAUCUAUGGAGGAAAUGUGGCCGAUUGGAUUGUCCUACGCUUGGCCAAGGCUAACAAUGGAAUCGCAGAGGCGGAGCACCGUCUUUGGGCAUAUAUUCCCGUACCCUUCCUUGGUGCAAUCGGAGUGUUGCUUUAUGGUGUCGGUGCCAGUCAUGGGAUCCAUUGGAUCGUCCCGUGUCUCGGGCUAGUUUUCGUUGGGAUAUUUCUCAAUGCUUCCCUACCAGUCGCCAUGGGAUAUGCUCUGGAUAGCUAUGUCGAUCUGUCGGGAGAAAUCGUCCAACUCUCAAAUUUCAUCCGAAACCUCGUGGGAGGCGCCUUCACCUUUGGGAUCCAGCCGUGGAUUACUUACAACGGUGCACAGACGACUAGCAUCAUUAUUGCAGUAGUCAUUUUCGUUCUGAACCUCUCCAGUAUACCUUUCCAGAUCUGGGGCAAGUCUAUCCGCAGACGAACGGCAAAGAGGUACCUCAAACUCACAAACCGUGCGACUUACUAUUAA